Molecule: messenger RNA, 2254 nt
Organism: Hippopotamus amphibius kiboko
Lineage: Eukaryota; Metazoa; Chordata; Mammalia; Artiodactyla; Hippopotamidae
Gene: ANKRD55
Product: ankyrin repeat domain 55
Exons: 12
Coding region: 413-2254 (613 amino acids)
Molecular function (GO): protein binding
Source: RefSeq, a predicted model, not a curated record
CUAUGCCUAUCCUUUUAAAAUCAGAAGCAAACCUGGACUUCGUAGGUCGCACGGUGGUUAAGAAUCCACCUGCCAACAUGGGGGACAUGGGUUCGAGCCCCACUCCAGGAAGAUACCACAUGCCACAGAGCAACUAAGCCCAUGAACCACAACUAUUGAGCCUGUGUGCCGCAACUACUGAAGCCCAUGCUCUGCAACAAGAGAAGCCACCACGAUGAGGAGCCUGUGCACCACAAUGAAGAGUAGCCCCCACCUGCCGCAACUAGAGAAAGCCCACGCACAGCAACGAAGACCCAAAACAGCCAAUUAAUUAAUUAACUAAUUUAAAAAAGAAAGAAAGAAAAAGAAACAAACCUAAAGCCAUUUUUCAGUGAAAUGGAGACCUGGAUGCUUUUUGCCAUUCUGAUGGUAAAUGAUGAGACAGGCAACCAUGGAUUUUAGCACUCCAUCUGUGUUUGAUCAGCAAAAAGGUGAUUCAUCUGAAGAAGUUGACCUGACCAUGGUUUAUCAGGCAGCAUCUAAUGGAGAUGUCAAUGCUCUGACUGCCGUGAUUCGGGAAGACCCUUCCAUCCUAGAAUGCUGUGACAGUGAAGGAUGUACACCCUUAAUGCAUGCGGUUUCUGGACGUCAAGUGGACACAGUGAAGCUGCUGUUGAAGAUGGGAGCCAAUAUUAAUAUGCAGGAUGCUUAUGGCCGCACAAGUCUAUGCCUGGCAACCUAUCUGGGCUGGCUGGAAGGCUGCGUGAGUCUGCUAAGAAAUGGUGCCAAGCACAAUAUCCCAGAUAAAAAUGGCCGUCUGCCACUGCACGCUGCCACCGCGGAGCCCGAUGUAAGGCUCCUAACAGUCCUGGUGCAACAGUCAAACCUCAACGAGAUUAAUCACCAGGACAACGAGGGAAUGACACCGCUCCACUGGGCAGCUUUCCACAACCGGCCUCAACACACCCAAAUGCUGUUGAAGAAGGGGGCAGAUCCCACCCUCGUGGAUAAAGACUUUAAAACGGCUCUCCACUGGGCAGUCCAGAGUGGAAAUAGAAUUCUGUGUUCCAUCAUUCUGAGCCAUCACCAGGGUCCGUCCAUAAUCAACUACGAUGAUGAGAGCGGGAAGACGUGCGUGCACAUCGCUGCAGCAGCAGGUUUCAGCGACAUCAUCGACGAGCUGGCAAGAGUCCCUGAGUGCAACCUGCAGGCUCUGGAUGUGGACGACAGGACACCUCUGCACUGGGCUGCAGCUGCAGGGAAGGCAGACUGUGUGCAGUCACUGCUGGAGCUGGGCAUGGACAGCAACCUGCGAGACAUCAAUGAGAGCACGCCCCUAGCCUACGCCCUGUACUGCGGCCACACGGCCUGUGUCAAGCUCCUCUCCCAAGAGAGCAGCACAGAGCCGAUUCGACCCCUUCCUCCCCAGAACAAUAGACCCCAGAAGAAGGAGGGACGAUUCAGCGUGCUCAAUCAAAUCUUCUGCAAGAGCAAAAAAGAAGAGCAGAGGGCCUAUCAGAAGGAUCACAGCAGGGACUGGCACAGGGGGGAGCACACCUCGGAAGUCGAUGACAUCAUCACUACCUUCGACAGCAACGUGGAUACCAGCUGCCAAGAACAGCCUGAUGACCAGGUGGCUAUGGUGGACUUUAAGAAGAGGACCUCAGAGAAUUCAAAAUAUCACUUGCCCGAGAAGAAGCCACUGGCCCGUAAAGGGCUUCCACCAAUCAGAACGCAGAGUCUCCCACCCAUCACCCUGGGCCAUAACUUCCUGACAGCCUCCCAGGGGGCCACUUCCCACGCCGGCCUGAGCUCUGGUACUCAUCACGCCGUCCAGCGAUCUCAGAAAAGCCGAAGUGAGCAGGAUUUAUUGAAUAACAGAACUGGCUACCAGACGCUGCUAGAUAACCCUUGGAAAGGUGAUUCGAACCAGGUGUUCUGUAAAGCUUGGACUGUGUCUUCUUCUGAUAAGCUGCUAGACAGGUUGCUUACCAGCAGAUCCAGUCACCAGGAGGUGUCAGGGCUGUCACACCUUCCUCAUCUACAUAAUCCUUCAUCAGGACAAAAUUUUCAGCAUCUCUCCCCAAACAGACCUAAAAUCAGGGAUCUUCCUUUCACUCGGAACAACCUAGCUCCCCUACCAGACCAAAAAUUUCUAUCCGGAGAACCUCUUCGGACAAACCGUGUGCUUCCUGCUAUCCCAAGCCAGCGGGGACACAGCCCACCAGCUGAAGCAGAUGAAAACUCUGCCAAAUCCACCAAUGAUGAAAAUUAA